This is a messenger RNA of Lactuca virosa, 4740 nucleotides long. The record is from the annotation of a GenBank genome assembly. NCBI's taxonomy places the organism in Eukaryota, Viridiplantae, Streptophyta, Magnoliopsida, Asterales, Asteraceae.
AUCCUCCAACAAUACGCUUCUGUGGGGAAAACACUUUCUUUAUAAAUGAAAUUCAUAAGAGAACCCUUUUUGUUCUUGAUCGAUUCUUGCUACUUUCAAGUUUUUCUUGAUGGAUUCUUUCUACUUUCAAGCUCUUCUUGAUCAAAGUGAAUACCCAGAUCAGAUUUCACGUCCCUUUUAGGAAAUCUGUCUUUGUGUGUGUGUGUGUGUGUGUCCGAGGUCUAAAACCCUUGAAAAUUUUAUUUCUUUUUAGUGGUUUUUAGGGUUUUGAUUUACAAUGGAUGGAAGUGAUAUUUAUAAAGCUAGUAGUAGUAUGAGAGCAAGUAGUAGCGGUAGUGGAGUGCUGUCAAGUUUAAGAUCUGCAAGUACUUCUGUAUGGAGGAAUUCUGGGAUGGAUGUGUUUUCAAAAUCUACUCGUGAAGAAAAUGAUGAAGAAGCUCUUAAAUGGGCUUCUCUUGAAAAGCUUCCAACUUUUGAUCGUUUGAAAAGAGGUCUACUUUUUGGAUCAAGAGGACCUUCAUAUGAAGUUGAUGUGGAUAAUCUUGAUUACAAUGAUCGAAAACGAUUACUUGAUAGGCUUGUAAGGAUUGCUGAUGAAGAUAAUGAAAAGUUCUUGUUGAAGCUCAGGAACAGAAUUGAUAGGGUCGGCAUUGAUUUGCCAACAAUUGAAGUCAAAUUUGAGCAUAUGACUGUGGAGGCAGAUAUCAAUACAGGAAGCAGAGCUCUACCUAGUUUUAUGAACUUCCAUAUUGAUAUAUUUGAGGGGUUCUUGAGCUUAUUCCAUAUGCUUCCAAAUUCGAAAAAACAUAUAACCAUCCUUGAUGAUGUUAGCGGGGUCGUUAAGCCUAGCAGAAUGACAUUACUUUUGGGCCCACCUAGUUCUGGAAAAACAACACUGCUGUUAGCGUUGGCUGGAAAACUUGAUAAGGAGCUUAAGAGCUCUGGGAAGGUGACAUACAAUGGUCAUGAAUUGCAUGAGUUUGUACCCGAAAGAACCUCUGCUUAUAUCAGUCAAAAUGAUGUCCAUAUUGGAGAAAUGACUGUUAGAGAAACCUUGGCUUUUUCUGCACAAUGCCAAGGGGUUGGAUCAAGAUAUGAGAUGUUGGCGGAGUUGUCAAGAAGAGAGAAAGAUGCAAACAUCAAGCCUGAUCCUGACAUCGACGUUUUCAUGAAGGCUGCAGCAUCUGAACGUCAAGAGGCAAGUGUGAUGACAGAUUACACUAUCAAGUUGUUGGGUUUGGACAUUUGUGCGGAUACCAUGGUUGGGGAUCAAAUGGUACGCGGGAUCUCUGGUGGCCAAAAGAAGCGAGUUACAACGGGUGAAAUGAUAGUUGGGCCAUCAAACGUUCUUCUCAUGGAUGAAAUUUCCACUGGUUUGGAUAGCUCUACAACUUUCCAAAUCGUGAAAUCACUCAGACAAUUUCUUCAUAUCCUUGAAGGAACAGCUGUCAUUUCCCUCCUCCAGCCUGCACCCGAGACAUAUGAUUUAUUCGAUGACAUUAUCCUUUUGACAGAUGGGAAAAUCGUGUACCAAGGACCACGUGAUAAUGUGCUCGAGUUUUUUGAAUCUUUGGGGUUUAAAUGCCCCGAGAGGAAAGGUGUUGCUGAUUUCUUGCAAGAAGUGACAUCGAAGAAAGAUCAGCAGCAAUAUUGGAUGAGAAGAAACGAGCAUUACAGAUUUGUGACAGCCAAGGAGUUCUCCGAUGCAUUUCGUUCCUUCCAUGUCGGGAAAAGACUCGGGGAAGAUAUUGCCUCCACAUAUGACAAAGCAAGAAGCCACCCUGCUGCCCUUACAAGUAAGAAAUACGGAAUAAACAAGAAAGACCUCUUGAAAGCUUGCACCCAUAGAGAAAUAUUGCUAAUGAAGAGAAAUUCUUUUGUUUACAUCUUCAAAUUGUCCCAAUUAUUUAUCAUGGCGUUAGUCUGUAUGACGGUGUUUUUCCGCACUGAGUUGCAUAGAGGUAAUGUAGAAGAUGGAGGGUUAUAUACGGGUGCUCUAUUUUUUGGUGUGGUUAUGAUCAUGUUUAAUGGGAUGUCUGAGAUCUCAAUGACAAUUGCAAAGCUUCCCGUAUACUACAAGCAACGGGACUUCUUAUUUUAUCCAUCAUGGGCAUAUGCUCUUCCGUCAUGGGUCAUCAAGAUUCCUGUUUCGCUUAUUGAAUCUGCUUUGUGGACGAUGCUUACUUACUAUGUCAUAGGAUUUGAUCCUAAUAUCAAUCGAUUCUUCCGGCAGUACUUUUUACUGUUUUUUGUUAACCAAAUGUCUUCUGCGUUGUUUCGAUUUAUUGGAGCAUUGGGUCGGAACAUGAUUGUUGCCAACACUUUUGGUUCAUUUGCCCUUCUUUUAGUCUUUGCGUUGGGUGGUUUUGUCCUUUCACGAGACGAUAUAAAGAAAUGGUGGUUGUGGGGUUAUUGGUCAUCUCCAAUGAUGUACGCCAUGAAUGGCAUUGUCGCUAAUGAAUUUCUUGGGCAUCAGUGGAAAAAGACUUUAAACGAUACUACACUCGGGAAAUCCGUGAUCACUGCUCGAGGGUUCUUUGCAGAAGACUACUGGUAUUGGAUUGCAGUGGUGGCAAUGAUCGGAUUCAUUUUGGUCUACAAUUUCUGUUUUGCUUUGUCUCUCGCUUUUCUCAACCCUUUUGGGCAAUCUCGAUCAACCGUAUCAACACAAACCCAGAGUGGCACAGGAGCGGUUGAGUUAACAUCACCAGGUGGUGGGAGCAAUCAAAAGAAGAAAAAAGGAAUGAUUCUUCCAUUCGAACCACAUUGCAUUACCUUCAACGAUGUCAAAUACUCAGUCGAUAUGCCACUGGAAAUGAGAGAACAGGGAUUGAAUGAAGAUCGGUUACUACUACUAAAGGGAGUGAGUGGAGCUUUUCGACCAGGGGUUUUGACCGCAUUAAUGGGGGUGAGUGGUGCAGGUAAAACUACUUUAAUGGAUGUACUCGCAGGUCGAAAAACGGGUGGGCAUAUAGAAGGUGACAUCAGGAUUUCCGGGUAUCCAAAGAAACAAGAAACAUUUGCUCGGAUUUCCGGUUAUUGUGAGCAAAACGACAUUCAUUCGCCUUAUGUAACUGUUUACGAGUCUCUGCUAUAUUCGGCUUGGCUAAGGUUAUCAACUGAUGAUGAAGGAACUCGAAAGAUGUUUGUUGAUGAAGUUAUGGGACUUGUGGAACUGACUCCAUUGAGAGAUGCACUAGUUGGGUUGCCAGGUAUAAAUGGGCUAUCAACCGAACAACGAAAGCGGUUAACCAUAGCGGUUGAGCUGGUGGCUAACCCGUCUAUAAUAUUUAUGGAUGAACCAACGUCCGGUCUUGAUGCUAGAGCGGCUGCUAUUGUGAUGAGAACUGUUAGGAACACCGUGGACACGGGUAGAACCGUUGUGUGCACAAUCCAUCAACCUAGCAUCGAUAUAUUUGAAGCUUUUGAUGAGCUAUUCUUGAUGAAAAGAGGUGGACAAGAGUUGUACGUGGGACCCGUGGGUCGUCAUUCUUGCCAACUGAUAAGAUAUUUUGAGGAUAUCAACGGGGUGAGUAGGAUUAAAGAUGGAUAUAACCCCGCAACAUGGAUGUUGGAAGUCAGUACCACUGCUCAAGAAUUGUCUCUUGGAGUUGAUUUCACCGAAAUCUAUAGGAAUUCCGAACUUUAUCGGAGAAACAAGGCUCUUAUUGCUGAACUAAGCAUAUCACGUCCCGAUACAAAAGAUCUUUAUUUCCCAACCCAAUACGCGCAACCUUUCAUGGUCCAGUGUAUCGCAUGCCUAUGGAAACAGCGGUGGUCCUACUGGCGGAACCCUCCUUACACUGCUGUCCGUUUUGCUUUCACCACCUUUAUCGGGGUCGUGUUUGGGACCAUGUUUUGGGAUCUUGGUGGUAAACGGAAAACCCAACAACAACUAACUAAUGCAAUGGGUUCUAUGUACACGGCGGUUCUCUUCCUAGGAGUCCAAAAUGCAUCGGCAGUGCAGCCUGUUGUGGAUGUCGAACGCACUGUCUUUUAUCGAGAACGAGCUGCAGGAAUGUAUUCCGCUUUACCAUAUGCCUUCGCACAGGUUCUGGUCGAAGUACCUUACGUUUUUGCACAAACCGCCUUCUAUAGUCUGAUUGUGUACGCCAUGAUCGGGUUUGAAUGGACAGCCGCCAAAUUCUUCUAUUACUUCUUCUUCCAGUUCUGUUGUCUACUCUACAUGACGUUUUACGGCAUGAUGACGGUGGCAAUCACCCCCAACGCCAACAUUGCCGCCAUUAUCGCAGCUUCAUUUUACGGGUUUUUCAACCUGUUUUCUGGCUUCAUCAUUCCACGACCCAAAAUUCCGGUGUGGUGGCGGUGGUACUACUGGUGUAAUCCGAUGGCGUGGACCAUCUACGGCAUGGUGGUGUCGCAGUUUGGCGACUAUGACGAUGUGCUUACGAACGGUGAGACGGUGAAAGGGUAUCUGGAUCGGUAUUUAGGCUACAAACACGAUUUUCUGGGCACAAUUGCCGGAGUUCACGUGGGAUUGGUUGUGGUCUUUGGGUUUAUAUUUGCUUAUUGCAUCAAAUCAUUCAAUUUUCAGAAGAGAUAAAAUAUCAAAUAAUCACAACAUCAAUUGUCUAAUUUUUUGUAUUUAAAGUGUUUAUGAUUUUGUGUGUGUGUGUGUGUUAACUUGAUGUGUAAUUUAUGUAGUGUGGAGUAUAUUUAUCUUUUUUGUACAAUAUUGAUGUAUUUGAUAUGAUUGAGUGUCGCUUGAACUCAUUGACC